GAUAAGGAAUUGAUUACAUUUCAGUUGAGCUUGCUGAUAAAAAAUCAUAUAAAUUGCCGUUAGUCCAAGUCAUUUUAUUAUGUUUAGUGUUUACUCGUUUCACUUACUACCAUGAGAGGUAUAACUCUGCUAUUAGUUUGCUUCAUUGCAUCGACUUUUGAGAAAACAGUGUUGGGAGUAACUUGCCCUGAUGGAUUACCAUGCGAGGGAGGAGCUUGCUGCCGUAAACUAUUUCUUGGACGCUCACAUGACUGCUGCAGAUCUGGAUAUCAAUGUGUUAGAUCGUUUGGAAUAGGUGCAUGUGUUGUCUCUGGUCCUCCAAAAAAAGAAAUAGGCAUACCUAAAAUCAUUCCCGAAGAGCAAGAUUAUGAAAAUCAGGAAAGAAAUAUUUUGAAUAGCUUAAAUUUGAUUCAAAAUCUUAUCGACCAAAUGGAUGGUGAAUCUCAAAAUAUUCCGGAAGGACAAGAUUAUGAGCAACAGGAAAAAAAUAUGUUACAGUUCUUAAGUGCAAUUGAAGAACUGGCUCAUCAAAGUAAUGAGAAAAUUAUCCCCAUGAGAACUGAUAUUUCAAAUGAGGAAGAUGAUGAGGAUGAAGAUGAUGAGGAAACUCAGAGAGGUCCUAACAAAUUGCCCAUUAGACGAGCAUUUUGGUUCUUCAAAAUACUAGUGAAACUGAUACCAAAAAUACUGCCAAAAAUAAUACCAAAAAUACUGCCAAAGGUGAUACCAAAAAUACUGCCAAAGGUGAUACCAAAAAUACUGCCAAAAGUGAUACCACCAAUAGUACCAGAAACAUCCCGAGAAAAUAUCCAAGCAAUGGAUAGGUUCAUUUCAGCCAUUGGAAAUCAUGAUUAAAACGGUGUCAAGUAAUAAAGUCAAAGUUAAAAUUUGCUCUUGAAGAAUGACCUUUAUU
This is a messenger RNA of Parasteatoda tepidariorum (common house spider), 913 nucleotides long. RefSeq lists its product as uncharacterized. NCBI's taxonomy places the organism in Eukaryota, Metazoa, Arthropoda, Arachnida, Araneae, Theridiidae. The record is from RefSeq and is a predicted model, not a curated record.